GUACUUUAUCCAUGAGCCUCUCCUAAUAGUUCUCGAACUCGUUGUUUUUCAUAAAAAACCUCCCUUGGUCCAUGCUCUUUCGUCGAAUCUGUCGAUUCCGAGCCUCGAACAGAUCAUCCACCACCCCUUUGUCCAAAUCCAACAAAAACCCACGUCGGUUCUUCACAAAUAAUCCAGACCCAUUUGCGAAUCACCGCUGAAAAUCCGUUUUUUCGUUCACUUUGACGACGGAUCGAGAGUUAUGCAGAGGAACAUGAACGCAAAUCUCAUGCCUUGUUGUGUAUUGCUACCAUGCACCGUGUUGGUACGUCAAUAGAGCUGCGCCGAGGGGUUGCGAGGCUUGGGGAUGACGAGCCAGGUGGUGAAAGUUCGGAGGGAGACGCUCGCGGCGUGCAUGACAUGCCCCCUCUGUAAUAAGCUGUUGAAGGAAGCUACGACCAUAUCCGAAUGCCUUCAUACGUUUUGCAGAAAGUGCAUAUAUGAGAAGCUUACAGAUGAGGAGGUGGAUUGCUGUCCAAUAUGCAACAUCGAUCUGGGUUGUGUUCCGGUGGAGAAACUCAGGCCUGACCAUAAUCUGCAGGAUGUGAGGGCCAAAAUUUUCCCUUUCAAAAGAAGAAAGGUKAAGGCACCUGAAGCUGUGCCUUCUGUUUCAUUGCCAGUUAGAAGAAAGGAGAGGUCGCUUUCAUCUUUGGUGGUUAGCACCCCUCGAGUAUCAACACAGACUGGCUUGACUGGAAGAAGAACAAAAGCUGUUGCAAGAAAGGCUGCUGCUUUACGAGGAUCUAGCUUUUCCAUUGAUGAGCCCAUCAAAAAGGAGGAAGACUCACUGGAAGAUCGUCCAGGGAGCUCAAGCUCACCUGAGACUCUAAACAAGAUAGCUCAAAAUAAGAGACAGAGUUCAUCCACCAACGAAGCAUCUAACCACAACUCAACUGGUAAAGAUACAGAGAAUGGUGCUGAGCCAUGGGGUGGGAAAGCAGAUCUUUGGAAGCCCUUAAAUUGCCUUGUUGAAGCUGCAAAUAGAACAAAGUCCUUCAAGUUCAAUUCACAAAGCUCCGUUACCAAAUCAGAGCCAGACUCUGUCACUGGCAGUGACAUAGCUGUGCCUAAGACAAAGAUUAAACAACAGGGCCAUAAGUCAAAAGUCCAGGAUAACAAAAAUGGCACUACCCCUGCUCCUCCAGGAUCUGGGAAGCCUAGAAAGUUGCAUGGGAUUGGCCGAAAAAGGGGAUCUGCUUCCAGGGAUCUAGGCAUGUCAGCACAAUCUGUGCUUGAUGCUGCGAGCUUCAAACGUGAUAGAAGAAUUGGUCCAAUUUGGUUCUCAUUAGUGGCUUCUGAAGACCAGGAAGGAAAUGCUCCCUUGCCACAGAUAUCCGCAUCUUACUUGAGGAUAAAGGAUGGCAAUGUGCCUGUUUCAUUUAUACAGAAGUACCUCAUGAAGAAACUUGAUCUUACUAAUGAAGAUGAGAUUGAGAUCAGUUGCCGGAGUCAGCCAGUGGACCCUACAUUGCAACUGCAUGAGUUGGUAGAGUUGUGGCGACGGACAGGAGGUACAUCACAAAGAGUGACAGCAACCGUUGGCACUUCAGCCAAAGAUUUCGUGAUGGUGUUGGCCUAUGCUCGGAGGGUGCAGCCCUCUUGACAGUUGACAGCCUCCCUUCAUUCCCUCCCUCCCGCAUUAUUCUUCAACCCCACAUUCAAUAAUCUGUAUGGUCUUUCUGGAUACUGUGAGUUGCCUGAAUCCAGUUGGGUCUGAUCAAGGACGUGUCCUAGCCAUAUUAGCAUGGGCUUGAAUGGGUUUUACAGUUCAUUCAUGCGUUCAUUACCCACAUGCCAUGCACAACGUGUCAUCAUCUGUUAUAUAUAUAUAUAUAUGUUGUCAUAACCUUCUAUUCAUGUUCUUAAUUACUGUUUUCCAGUUCUUUCCUUAUUCCAUGAGUCUGUAGCAAAAAAUGAAUUAUUGUUGACAUAAAUGGUAAUUUACAGAGUUGUUCAUGCAUUUGAAUAUUUUAUUGACCAA
Molecule: messenger RNA, 2020 nt
Organism: Nelumbo nucifera (sacred lotus)
Lineage: Eukaryota; Viridiplantae; Streptophyta; Magnoliopsida; Proteales; Nelumbonaceae
Gene: DRIP2
Product: DREB2A-interacting protein 2
Molecular function (GO): ubiquitin-protein transferase activity
Source: RefSeq, a predicted model, not a curated record